AUGCCGGAAUCUAAUGCUUUGAAGACUGCUGCUGGUGUUGCACGGCAGGGAUAUGGCGAGAACGGUAUGGUGAGGGUUGAGGGUUUGGGUGUGGUGGUGGGUGAGAGGGUGGAUGGGAUGGGGGAUAAGAAGGGGAGGGAUGGUAGAGAUGGAAUGGGGAGUGGAAGUGGGAAGGUCAUGGGGGAUAAGGAUGGUUAUGGAAAUGUGAAGGAUAAGAGGUUGAGAGCUUUAUUUGUGUUCGCGCAUAAACUCGAAAAUGAUCUCGAUUUCUUAGAUGCAAGUCUCAGUCGAGAUGUAUUCAACUUUACAUUUACAACGGUUGAAGGAAAUGGGACCUUUAGAGAAUUGGAGAACAGUAUAGCGACUUUUCCGACCAAGUUAAGUUCGAGUGCUAGGGACAAAGCUCAGGAAUUGGAUGAGAAGGCGACGCAUAUUUGGAAUGUUGCGACGAGGUUGAGAAGGAGUCUUCCUGGCGAGAAUGAUAUGGAAGUUGAUGAUGAUGGCUCAAAGACUUGGGAUAAGAAAAAUGAACUUAAGGGCUUAUUGAUCAUGGUUAGGAUGUUUGCCUUUCUCGUGCUAGAUUGUGCGAAUGAAUGUGGAAACUCUGCCGCUUAUUUGCGCGAAGCCACCAGCGAGAAUAAAGACAAAGAGAAAGUGGAGAAAUCGAAGGGAAAUUUGUUGAGGCUGAUGAAAGUGGGGAUCAAGACGGGAAGAGACUGUUUGAAUGGACAGAAAAUCGAUUAUGCAGUCAAAGCCUUAGAAAAGCUUGCAGGAUAUGCAGGAUAUAGUGAAGAACUUUUACGUACAUACGCAUCACCCGAUAAAUCAGAAGAAAGGGCAACUUGUGCGAGAUUCACGGCUGAGUAUUUCGUUCUUAGGACUUUAUUGGCAUGGCGACAAGAUGAUAUGCAACUCGCUGAACAUAUGUUCAAUAAAUCCAUGUCCUUCAAAGAACUCUUCGACCAUUCUACUACCGAAAGUCUCUCGGAUACUUUAUAUGAAAUGGGAAAGGCAUUACGUGAGAAGAAACAGUAUGCACUCUCAGUAAAAUGGCUGGAGCGUGCCUAUAAUGUUUUAAGUGGCGAUGAUUUGGACAAACUGAGUGCUGAUGCUACAGAAUUACGAAUAUCUAUCAUUCAAACGCUUAUCAAGGCACUCUUGGAGACUAACACAUCAGAUUCUAUACAACGGGCACGGGAUUUGGUCGAUCUUCUUCAGAGUGAACUCGGAGAUAAGUUAGUGGUUCUACUUUUGAAACUAGAACUUCUGAUGGAAAUCCCAAAUGAAACUUUUGAUGGCUUGGCAUAUACUGCUAUUCUGAACAAAAUGACUCGAAUUGUGGUCUUUAAUUCGACUAAUCUGCGAUUGCUCAUUUUCCAUGUUAGGAAGUUGCAUGAAAAAGCACCCAGCUUGGCAUGCGGAGCGUUGGAUGAGAUGAUCAGACUACGAGUCAAGGAGUUAGCAACUAUGACAGAAUGGUUAGAAAAGGUGCUUCACACGAGGAUCUGGAUGGCUGUCGGUGGGAGGGAGACUGAAGAUUUAUUUGUCGGCAUUGAAGGAUUUCUUACAAUGAUUGUGGAGAAUGUUGAGAAACCUGUUGGUGUGGAGGCUACUAUGAUGGCUCAUUCGUUAAUUUGGAAGAAGAUAGAGGCAAACUACAGCAUAUCGGAGUAUGAAUUAACGGGGAAAUGGUGUCGCGUUGCUAUGCAUAAACUGUUUGAGAAAUCUGGAGAGGCUAAUAUGGCUAAGAUAUCACGAAAGCUUCUUCUAUGUGCCCUCAGUCGAGGAGAUAUUAACUCUGCCCGUAAUAUCUUUGGCUCUAUGUCAGAUUCAGCAAAAGAAGAGCCACUAACACGAUUUCUCAUGUACAAGGUAGCAAUCAGAAGUAGUGAGGUUGAAUUAGCAGCAGAAUGUCUCGAAAGGGUCGCCUCAUGCUCUGAAGAUACAAAUCUACUUUUCGCUUGUGUCCUUGAUGCUCAAAAGGUUGGCAAUAAAACACAUGUUUUAAAUGCUCUCUGGUUGGUACUAGAGAGAUGUGGAUAUGGUUUACAGCAGAAUGUGCAUCUUCCGUCGAUCAUUCGAAUGAUUAUUGUUCUGCUUGUUGGUGUUAUUGCUACCGAGGAAGCAUCAGCUAAUGACACACGAGAGAACAUUGAGAAGCUGUGUGUGCUAUUCGAAAAAGCACUGCACGUCAUCCAAAAAUCCUUCAAUCGAGAAAUCUGGACACUCGUCGAACUCGAAUGGUUUUCAAGAAACUCUUACAAUCUAUCCCUCAAAUAUCUCUCUACAUGGGAUCCAACCCAUUCGCUCCGAAUGUUAGCCUGCUGCAUCGGAUUCACUGAUCGCUAUCCGCAAGACAUUGGCGAAGAUGCAUAUGAAGAUGUUACACUCCGAAAAAUGUUCUGCAACUUCUGUGCUGCUACAACUUUCGUUUCGAUUGCAAGAGCAGAACAAAAUCUCGAAAAGCAACUACAAUUCUAUCUCGAUUUACGAAAACAUGUAACAAGCUUUGACCGUUUGUUACAGGAGAAAAUAGAAAAGCUAGAAGUGGAAAUUACUGAGGAUUUAUUGCAGAAAUUGUCUGUUCUGCUGGCUUUUGAUUUUGAGGCUGCAUGUAAAUUGAAGGAUUGGGAUGGUUUGGGAGAGAUUAUAAUUAAGGCGGGAGUCUGCAAGAGUAUGAGGGUUUAUGAAUUGAUGGCGGAUUGUAUUUUGAGUUGUGAGGCUCCUACUCAAGUUCUAAUCAUAACACUCAAAAAAAUCACAAACAAAACUUGGGAAAUUGAGGAAUUUGAUACGGUAAAACUGUCAAAAUACAUGCGAUGUUUGUUUCAGGCAGCUAUGGGAAAUGAUGAUAAGAUUGCGGGGGAACUACUUGAUCAAGUUUGUAUGCUUGCUGCUGAUGCUGCUGAGACCGAAAUUCCCUACCCAACUCAAGAACUCGAUUGGUUAGCAACUAAAUCCUUUAAUCAUGCUAUAGAUCUCUAUAGUGCAGACCAAGAUGAGGCGUGUAAGAGAUGGGCUGGGAAAUCUAUUGCUGUAGCGGGAUACUGUGGAGAUGGGGGGAGUUUGAAGAAGCUAUUGGUGGGGAGAUUCGGGGGGUUGAAGUUUGAUGUUUGA
This is a messenger RNA of Sclerotinia sclerotiorum 1980 UF-70, 3117 nucleotides long. RefSeq lists its product as hypothetical. Gene Ontology annotation, biological process: regulation of synaptonemal complex assembly; meiotic cell cycle. The record is from RefSeq and is a predicted model, not a curated record. NCBI's taxonomy places the organism in Eukaryota, Fungi, Ascomycota, Leotiomycetes, Helotiales, Sclerotiniaceae. Bases 1 to 3117 code for a protein of 1038 amino acids. The transcript is spliced from 9 exons.